UCAAUUCUGCAAGUAGUUCUAAUUUACUAUCGCUGUUCUCUAGCUGGUCUAAAACCGCUUUUGACCUAAAGGGACGCUUUUUGGACGCCAUGGACGUUUCUCAGUUUCCAGGCAGAAAGAACAGUAAAAAUGCAGGCAGGGCACAGGACAAAGCACUCGGGACAAAAUGUAUGUGAAAUGGUUUGAUACAGGAAUGUCACUUUUUGACAUUUUUAAAUUUCCCGCCAGUUCCGUCCCCGUACGCCCCGACGUCGCAGGGAAUGGAACCCGGAAGACAGAUGCAGGCAUCGGCCGGAGGACAUUGCCAGGGACACUGCAGGAAGGA
Messenger RNA from Staurois parvus, 325 nucleotides. NCBI's taxonomy places the organism in Eukaryota, Metazoa, Chordata, Amphibia, Anura, Ranidae. The record is from the annotation of a GenBank genome assembly.